This is a messenger RNA of Mirounga angustirostris (Northern elephant seal), 1130 nucleotides long. RefSeq names its product BCL2 like 12 (gene BCL2L12). The record is from RefSeq and is a predicted model, not a curated record. The coding region runs from base 90 to 956 and encodes 288 amino acids. Lineage: Eukaryota; Metazoa; Chordata; Mammalia; Carnivora; Phocidae. The transcript is spliced from 7 exons. Gene Ontology annotation, biological process: regulation of extrinsic apoptotic signaling pathway.
GUGCGCAGGCGCGGGAGAGUUGUUCUAAGAAAAGUUUUUGCAAGUUUGGUGAAGGAGGAGGGGGUGGCGGCUCCGACCCCAGGUGCCCCAUGGCAGGCUCGGAAGAGCUGGGCCUCCGGGAGGACACGGUGAGAGUCUUAGCUGCCUUCUUUAGGCGAGGUGAGCCUGCUGGGUCCCCCAUUCCAACCCCACCCAGGAGUCCUGCCCAGGAGGAGCCAACAGAUUUCCUGAGCCGCCUUCGAAGAUGUCUUCCCUGCCCCCUGGGGCGAGGAACAGUUCCCCCUGAAUCCCCUCGGCCUUGCUCCCUGCCCCUCCGCCCAUGCUAUGUUUCAGAGCCUGGCCCAGCUACUCCAGACUUCUAUGCUCUGGUGGCCCAGCGGCUGGAACAGCUGGUCCAAGAGCAACUGAGAUCCCCACCUAGCCCAGAGUUACAGGGAGCCCCACCCACAGAGAAGGAAGCCCUACUGCGGAAGCUGGUGGCCUUGCUGGAGGAAGAGGCAGAAGUCAUCAAUCAGAAGGUGACAGGCAGUCUGUUCCAUCCCUUAGCUAAGAUAGGGAUUGCGGAUUGUCAGGCACUGGGAUCAGAACCUGGAUCUGCAUUCUCAUUAGAUGGUCAGCUGGCCUCGGACCCCGCCCUGCGCAGAAAGCUGGCCCGCCUCUCCGCGGGCUCCUUCGCCCGCCUAGUGGAGCUCUUCUCCAAACGGGAGGACAGCCCUCUUGCCAGCCGCCCACGCCCCAACUUGCCCUGCCCUGGGCCCCCGCCGCCUUCCCCGGAGCCCCUGGCCCGUCUGGCCCUGGCCAUGGAGCUGAGCCGCCGCGUGGCCCGGCUGGGGGGCACCCUGGCCGGACUCAGUGUGGAGCACGUGCACAGCUUUGGGCCCUGGAUCCAGGCACACGGGGGCUGGGAGGGCAUCCUGGCCAUUUCACCCGUGGACUUGAACUUACCCCUGGACUGAGAUCUUCUUCAGAAGCUGCUACAAGAUUAGACCUCCUGUCUCUAUGCUCUUUGUGUGCUUUUCCAAGCCUUCCUAUUCCACUCAGGGUUGUGGGGUGGUGGCUGCCCUCCCUGUUUUUGCCAAAAAGAAAUUGUUUAAAAUUUUUUCAUAUUAAAAACUUUUUCAGGUAUUGAA